Molecule: messenger RNA, 2687 nt
Organism: Momordica charantia (bitter melon)
Lineage: Eukaryota; Viridiplantae; Streptophyta; Magnoliopsida; Cucurbitales; Cucurbitaceae
Product: CASC3/Barentsz eIF4AIII binding protein
Biological process (GO): mRNA processing
Cellular component (GO): exon-exon junction complex
Molecular function (GO): mRNA binding
Source: RefSeq, a predicted model, not a curated record
UUCUUUUCCAGCCUCGGUCUUCUCCCAAAAUUCCAUAAUCUUUCCAUGUCUUAAAUUCUAGGGUUCCGGCCGAAGGUGUGCCCUAGAUUUCAACCACAAUUGUAGUGCCCAAUCAGUCAUUUUAGGAAUUUCCAGUUUUCAWUUCGACUUCCCGAGGUUUAUCGAAUUCAUAUUUGGUGUCUUUUUUAGUGUUUUAGGGCUCUGAGGAUUUUGGAUUUGUUGUUUGAUUGCGGACCAAGUUUUGCAUUUUGGGGGAUUUUACCUUUUGGAACCUUUUUAAUUGCGUGGUUGCGAUCGGAGGGCUGACUUCAGAUUUUUUUUCCCUUUUUGGAGUUGAUAGAUGGCUACUGCGACUGAAGAGGAUGUUGAUUAUGAGAGUGAUCCGGAAGAAGCGAAGCGGUCACUGGCGAUGCGGAGGCGGGAAGCGAGUGAUGAUGAGGAGGGGGAGGUUGAUGAAGGGGAGGAAGUUGACGAAGAGGAGGAUGAGGAGAGGUAUGGGAACAGGAAGUCGGGUGGUCAUGGUGAAAUUGAUGCCGCCUCCGGCAAUGCAGUGAAGGAACUGGAUGAUGAUGGAAGACAGUUGACAGAAGGACCAACUGAUUUGCACGAGGAGAUUCUAGAAGAGGAAUUUGACGAGGAGAAGAAGGUGAACGAGCCCUUCGCUGUUCCCACUGCCGGGGCUUUCUAUAUGCAUGAUGAUCGGUUUAGGGACAAUGCAGGUGGCCGACACAGGAGAACACAUGGUGGAAGGAGAUUGUGGGAGUCCAAGGAUGACAUGAAAUGGGGGCAUGAUAAGUUUGAAGAAAUGACUUUGCAAGAUAGGCAUCGUGAGGAGAGGAGAACUUCUAAGGGUCAUCCGCGAGGUCGAGGUAAAAGUCGAGGCAUGGAUCAUGGUUAUGCUCGAGGGAACAGACCUCGAGCAUAUAACAAAAAUAACACCCAAAACAAUGCUCCUAAAGUUGUGAGAGGAAGARGACCUAGACGGUAUGAACAAUCUAUGAACAACAAUACCCGAUCCUCUCCUUCUCGAGAAAAACAAUCUGUAAAGCCUCCUGAGAAAGCGGUACAUAAUAAUGCAGGGAGAUCACUUGCACCCCCUCCAAGCGUAGAAGGGUCUGUUAAAAACAUCCCUAAAGUGGAGAAAAGAGAUGUACAAGCUGGACCUGAAAAGAAUGUCUAUGAUGAUAGUCGUUCUAUGCCACAAUCAAGUGUAAUAGUGGAUGGAAAGCAUGUAGUUGAUGCUGUUGCCAUGGACAGGCUUUACAUUAAUGAUUCAACCAAUCCAACUUUAGGGAAUCCUUUGUCUAAGCCAUCUUCUGGUUCCUCGGUUGGCAAUAAUGCUCAGAUUCCCCAAUCUAGGCCUCAGGGGAGGGGUGCUGUUGUAGGAUCAACCAGCUACCCUCCUGCAUCACUCCAUAGCCAAGUUAACAAGGCCUCCUUGCAGAAUCAGUCACUUGGUGUUGCACGGAAUCAUGGUCAAAUUCGGGCCCCGACUGCUGUUCAGGCUCCUGUCCAGCAGUUGGGUCAGCGACCUGGUAGUGGAUCUCAAUCUUCAUCCCCUCCAAAAACAUCUAUGUCAGUAAACUCAUUUGAAUCUGGAGAGGUUGAAUCUUCUUCGGAAUCAAGCAAAUUGAAAACUGCUUUGGUUGGAAAGGGAAAAGGUGUGGCCCAAGGUAUUGGAGCAGGUUCCUUUAUUUAUGGUGGGGCUCAGAUUAUGGGAACCACUGGAAACAUGAAUAUUACUCACGGAGAUCAGAACUUUCCUCAUACUCCAGCAUUUUUGCCUGUUAUGCAAUUUGGAGGUCAGCAUCCUGGUGGUAUUGGAGUUCCUGCAGUUGGCAUGGCAUUUCCAGGAUACGUUGCCCAGUCCCAACUUGGCAUGGGAAAUUCAGAAAUGACAUGGUUACCAGUUUUGGCUGGCGCAGCUGGGGCUCUGGGAGCUACAUAUUGUUCACCUUAUAUUGCUGUUGAUGGUGCUUAUCAUGCUCGCCCCUCAGGACAGACAUCAUCUGUGGGAACAUUGAGCAAAGAAAAUAACACAAACAAAUCCAAUAACGACUCAAAGCCUUCACAGAAUGAACAUGAAAGUGAUGAUAUUGGACAGCGACAAAAUAAGCCACGUAGAUAUUCAGAGAUGAACUUUGGUCAAUGAAGCAAGCGAGCAUAAAUGAUGGAGCCUAUUUCAAUAAGCAAAGGCCUUCUUCUAUGCCCUUUGUGAUCUCUAGCUUUGUUCUGGAGCACUUUGGGCUGCUAUAGGUUCCAAUAAGUAUUAGGGAUAUACGACGAACUCCUCUCCUGCCGUUGAUCUGAGAACAGUAUUUUCAGCUUGACGUGUGACUUUUCCUUGUUUAAAUUGCGGUUUUUCUUGUGGUUUGGUUUUUGAAUGAAGCAAGUGAGAAAGGGCUUCCCCAAAUAUGAGAAAAAUGAGAAAUGAUGAAGAAAUGUGUUUGGCAGCAGCUAGCUAUAUAAUAUGUGCUAAUUGUGGAGUUUGAUUAUUCUCUAUUAUAUAUAUAUAUAUAAAUAUAUAUAUAAUAUGAAUAUGAUAUGAUAGUGGUUUGGCUAAGAAGUUUAUUUGUUUGUCACGUUGCCAUUGUGGUUGAGUAAUUUUCGCAUGUAUGAUAUUUUAUGUUAUCUCUAAUGUGGGAUACUGCUGRGUAAUGAAAUCUCUAGUAUUCGAUUUUGCGUUA